Molecule: messenger RNA, 782 nt
Organism: Cajanus cajan (pigeon pea)
Lineage: Eukaryota; Viridiplantae; Streptophyta; Magnoliopsida; Fabales; Fabaceae
Source: RefSeq, a predicted model, not a curated record
UAAAGCUCCGUCCCACAUUCCAUCAUCAUAAUAUAUACAUAAGAGAUCAGCCUUUGACAUUUGAAUUUUUUGACAGCAUUUGGUUUUGGUGAUAUAUAUUCUCCUCCUCCUCCUCCUCCUCUCCCUAAUUCGAUCGAUAUAUCUAUUAAUUGUUGCGAGCCAUGGAUCAAGCAGAGCUUGCACGAGUCUUCCAGAUGUUCGAUCGAAACGGGGAUGGUCGCAUCACGAGAAAAGAGCUUAGCGACUCUUUGAAAAACCUGGGGAUCAACAUCUCGGAGGAAGACCUGAUCCAGAUGAUCGAGAAGAUCGACGUGAACGGAGACGGGUACGUGGACAUGGACGAGUUCGGCGAGUUGUACCAAACGAUAAUGGACGAGAAAGACGAGGAGGAGGAUAUGAAGGAGGCCUUCAACGUGUUUGAUCAAAAUGGAGAUGGCUUCAUCACGGGGGAGGAACUCAGCGAGGUCUUGUGCUCCCUAGGGCUAAAGCAUGGCAAAACCGUACAAGAUUGCCAAAGCAUGAUCAAGAAAGUCGAUGUUGAUGGCGAUGGAAUGAUUAACUACAAAGAGUUUAGGCAAAUGAUGAAGGCUGGUUCCUUUGCUGCUGCUUCAUUAAGUUGAGACUUCACAAGGUUAGAGCCUGUAAUAAUGUAAUGUUAAUGUUAAUGUAACUCUUUUCUCUUUUAUGGAUAGAUCGAAUUUUGCACAUAAAAGAAGAAAUUAAUUAAUGACUAAGAUGCCCUUCCCUAAUUCUAACUCAAUGGGGGUCAAAUGGUUUCUUCA